This is a messenger RNA of Pieris rapae (cabbage white), 3394 nucleotides long. It is a transcript of the gene MCU, whose product is annotated as calcium uniporter protein, mitochondrial. The transcript is spliced from 8 exons. Gene Ontology annotation, cellular component: uniplex complex; mitochondrial inner membrane. The record is from RefSeq and is a predicted model, not a curated record. Gene Ontology annotation, biological process: calcium import into the mitochondrion; mitochondrial calcium ion homeostasis. Lineage: Eukaryota; Metazoa; Arthropoda; Insecta; Lepidoptera; Pieridae. Gene Ontology annotation, molecular function: calcium channel activity; uniporter activity. Bases 50 to 1165 code for a protein of 371 amino acids.
UAUCGGCUGCGUAAUACGUUAUACGUCAUGUUUUUAUGUAGUGUAAAAGAUGGCGUCGACGGUGUGUGUUUCUAGGUGCCGACUCUUAUCAAAAUUAGAAAUAAAUCGUGGUUUGUGUUUAUCACCAAUAUUUAGGGAUUUGUUGAAUAAUAAAGAAUCGUGGUGUUGGAGAUGGCGGCCCACUCGACGCACUUUCUUUACAAGCGUUUGCGUUCAUGGAUCAAAGUCAUCACCCACAAAGAUUGAAGAAAAACUGGACGAGGUGUCGGUGACGUAUCGUCGUGGUCUGCCAGUCAUUACUGUGCCUCUGCCGUCGCGUCGUGAGAAAUGCCGCUUCACUUUGCGACCGGUGUCACAAACGGUUGGAGAUUUAUUGGAACAGUUAAAGGCAGAAGAUCGCGGUGUCGAACGGGCUGUAGCGAUAGCAGCUGACGAACGUGUGCGCAUCGCAUCAAGCGACACUGUGGAGGCUCUACUGGAGAACGACUUUAGAAUAGUCAUCAAUGAUACCGAGUAUUAUGUCAAAAGUCCGCCUCAGGAACGUCUUAGUGCUGAGGAGAUAACACGUUUAAGUGACGUCAGGAAUCUCGUGAACCAAUUAUACGAAGCACUCAACGUUCGUGAGCAUCAGAUUAAAAAAGAGAGAGAGUUAAGAGCGCAACUUGAGAAAUUGUCUAUGGAAUUGCAGCCGUUAGAAGAGAAACGGAUGUCCCUAGAAGUGGAGACGACACGGAAAACUUCCUUACUAACAUGGGUGGGUCUAGGUCUUAUGGGAGUUCAGUUUGGAGUCCUUGCCCGUUUGACCUGGUGGGAAUACUCUUGGGACAUCAUGGAACCUGUGACCUACUUCGUAACGUAUGGCACUGCAAUGGCUGCCUAUGCAUACUUCGUGCUAACUAAACAAGAAUAUGUCUUGCCAGAUGUAAAAGACAGGCAGCACCUCAUUACUCUGCACAAGAAGGCGAAAAAGAUUGGUCUCGAUAUUAAUCAAUAUAAUCAUCUUAAAGAUGAGAUUGACAAACUCCAGAAGGAUCUAGCCAAGCUACGUGACCCCUUGAACAUCCACCUUCCAGCUCACUUGAAAGUGGAUGGAGCCAAGCGAUCGCCUCUCACCAAAAUCAAGGACAUGAUAGAGGAGACCUCAAAGAAAAUCAAAAUGACGUAAUAAAAGCGCACAACGCGUCCAUUGAUGCGUAUAGAUUAAGUGUUUGUUAUACGAAAUGUUUACUGUCUCGUCAAAUGGACCAUUUGGUAAGAAAAUUCAACUCAAACCAGUUAUUAAAGAUGAUUAUUUAAUUUCCGUAAUGCUAAAAAUAAUAUGUGUUUUAUAUGUGUAUAUUAUAUGGUUGUCGCGAUAUAUUGAAUUUUUUUUUUAAAUAUUAACGAUAAAACUGUUAAGAAUUGUUUUUAGUUAAAAAUCACAUGAUUACCUAAUUAUAUUAAUAACCUAUAGUCUAUUGCCAAUGACGUACAUUUGUUUUUGACAAGUGUGUGACUCAGUAAACAUUUCGACGACAUUUUAGAUAAUUUUUCCUGUUAAUACAUGGUUGAAAUAGUUUUUGAAAGAGGCUCGCCAUUAACAAUUUAGUUUAAUAUAAACAGAGUCACAAUUGUAAAAAUGUAGCUGUCUCUUUCAUUAUGUAUGGCACAGACAGAGACGUUUUGAAGGAUGUUGGAAACGUAAUAAUUAUACUUCUAAUAUAAUCUUGCCUCGUCCUAAACAUUAUGACGAACUAAGUUUUCUAGUGAAAUUCUAACAAAUUAUGUUACUAACGAGUCAUAAAUUUUAUUUCGCACAGAAUAAGCAAAAUCUUAGGGCCGUAUUCUAACGAGACGAGAUAGUAAUGACUUGGAAUACGAAUUAGAAUAUGGACCUUAGUUAUUAAAAUCUCAUUCAGGACUUUUAUAUCUACUAAUGUAAUUACAUGAUGACAAAGAUGCUACUGUAAGUUUCAGCUUUAGAUUAUUUGACCUUAAUGGUUGUUACAAUUCUAUAUAUUAAAUAAAUGCUUAAAACACAGCACUCAUUGAUAUAAUCGCUUAUAUGCUGUACCUAUAAUCUUGCACAAAAGUACCAUUAUACUGUGGUUAAUUUAUAAUAUAUUGCUAAAAAGUAUAUUUCAUUUUUGGUAAAAUUUGAUAUCUGCUCGGCGCCAUUUCGCUAACUCUUUGUGUCACAUUUCAUGUGAUCAUUGAAAAUUUGCCGAAAAGAUCUUUGAGAUGAUUAAGAAUAAAUCUCCACGACUUCGUAAAAGAAUAUCAAGUAACUAAUUGACAUUUGUCAAGAUAGUAAGGCAUGUCAUCUGCCAAUGUCAGCUGUCAAUUGUAUUGUCAUUUUGAGUUAGCGCAAUGCGCGACAGUACAUUCGCUUGAGUUUAAAACAACGCUAAUUUACCCCUUAAGUAAACUGAGUCUUAUAUUAACAUAUGUCACAGAAUAUUAUAUUUACAAAAACGUAUUAACUAGUAUUAAUAAGUGUGCUCAUAUUUUUUCUAUAUUUGUUUUAACAGAUCUGAUCCGCGCCAAAAUUUAUUCACAUUUUUAUUAUUGAAAUAAAUGUUAUUUUUUAAAUAAUUUAUUAGUUAAAGUAAAAAGCUCAGAAUAAGUUACUAUUAUCAAUUAAGUUAUAAUCUAGUCUUAAAACGAAGUCAUUCUGUGCCUAGAUUCUUGUAAUUUAUCUGUCAUUUGGAAUAAGGUUUAUAUGGAACUCAAGUGUACAUGUGUGUGUUUUUUAUUAUUAUUAUUUAUUUAUUAACACUUCGUUACAUUACAAUAUAAAAAUUGAACAUAAUUAAAUGAACAGGAGGGCAACUGGCGGCCUUAUCGCUUUCGAGCGAUCUCUUCCAGGCAACCACUUUGAGUAAAGUAAAAAAAAUGUAUUAAAUUUUUAUUAUUUAUUUGCUAUACUCAUCGAAAUAAAUAUAAUCAAUUUUCAUUAACCGGACUUGGACAACCGAAAUCCUAUCAAAUUUAAAUUACAAGAAUAGAGGCCAUGAGCAUACAAACUCAAAUAUAAUGAACUUUUAAAUAGACUGUUCCUAUAAUUACUUGCCCGUUUUUCGAUUAUAUUAUUUGAUUAAAAACAAAUCUUUCAAUCACUUGUUUAAAAAAACACGUUAUAAAUCAUUAAAAUGUUGUUAAGUUUUUAGAAUUGUCAACGCAACAUUUUGACAUUGACGUUUUUAAUGUGGUGUUGCCAACCUUUCUGACUAGAUGGCGCUGUGACAUCUCUAUGGAAUUUAUUUCAUUUCAACGUAAUGGUCAGAUGAGUUGGUGGCACCUCCAAAUUCGCACAAAUGUAUGGUGCUUAUAAUUAUUGAAAUUUUAUAUUGUGUAUGGGUAUAUUAUUUAAGAUUGUGUACUGAUUUUUGGUUUUAUUAAAGUUCUAUAAGUU